Molecule: messenger RNA, 2535 nt
Organism: Chlamydomonas reinhardtii
Lineage: Eukaryota; Viridiplantae; Chlorophyta; Chlorophyceae; Chlamydomonadales; Chlamydomonadaceae
Exons: 8
Coding region: 256-2043 (595 amino acids)
Source: RefSeq, a predicted model, not a curated record
CUACUGCUGAGCAAGACUGCUUGUGACGUGAUAACUAGCCUUAAAUUUAACGAGGUUGGGAGGGCUCGCCCGCUUCAAAAUAAACUUCAGGAAUCUAGUAUAAUUUGUAUACCUACGCUUGCGGGUACACCGGCUAUCUCACGCUCGGUGGCGUUCAACAGCUGGAGCAUGGACCGGCAUAGCCUUGCCACAUAGUCCACUUUCUAGCCCUGCGGCGGUAACUAGGUGUAUCCGCUAGCAUCUCAGCUGACAGCUAUGGCGCGGCAAAAGCGACAGCGAGCUUCAACAACUCCCGAGGAUGGAGCGGACCUUGCUGCGGAAGCCCCACCCGCCAAAGUGCUGCGGCGCUCGGCGCGCGUGCGCUCGAUCACAGAAGCAGCGGAGGCCAAAACCGCUACUGUUUCACCAGCUGUGCCCGCUGUCAAGGAGGAGCCAGAGGGUGAUGACCACGAGGAAGAGCUACUGCCACCGCAGCAGCAGCAGCGGCAGCCGGGCGCCGUGGCGCAGCAGCAAGGAGGGCCGCUGACGCAGGAGCCCCAACCCCGGCAGACAAGGGCCGCUGCAGCUGCUACACCGUCGCCCAUGGUGAAGUCAGAGCCAGCGGCAAGCCAGGAGCCCGCAACUCAGGAGGCGGACCAGCAGGACUCGGAGGUCGCGAGUGAACCGGAGCCGGAGGAGAGCGAGCCGGAGUCGGAGGAGCCGCCCUCUCCCAAGAAGCCCGCGACGGGGCAGAAGGGCAAGAAGGCGGCGAAGAAGGCUGCCAAACCCAAGAAGGAGCGGAAGAAGAAAACCCCCACCCGGCGCAUCUGCCUGUCUGCGGCCAUGGCGCAGUACGGCCUGAGCCGCAAGGAGAUGGACGCGCUCACCGACGUGCAUCUGGAGCCCAACCCGCACCACGCCCGCGGCGCCCCCAUGCGGCUGUACCUGGCGCACCAGGUGGCGGAGCUGGCAGCCAAGAAGCAGGAGCGGCUGCGCUACGAGGCCGACCACGCGGACGAGAUCGCGGCGGCCCGGGAGGAGGAGGCGCGGCAGCGGCGCGAGGCGGCCAAGCAGGCGGCGGCGCUGCGGGCCAGGGAGGCCAAGCUGGCGGCGCAGGCCAAGGUGGCGCCGCUGCGGCGGCAGUCCAUCGGGGACUCGGUGCCCGCCGGCGCUACGCCGCUGCCGCAGGAGCUGUGGGCCGUGGUGUUCCAGCGGCUGGCGGCGACGCUGGAGCCUCAGGGUGGCGUGCGCGGCCCGAGCGUGGUCGCAGAGGACAUCGUGCGUGCGGGUCUGGCCUGUCGCGAUAUGUUCAUUGCGUCGCGGGCGGGGCUGGAGGCGCUGGCGGAGGAGGUGGUGGCCAAGCGGCACCUGGACAUGCAGCGGCCGCCGUUGCCGGUGGCGGCGCCCGUCGUGGACUGGGCCAGGUGGGACAAGGCACUGCGCACGCCCCUGGACUGCCUGGUGCCAGAACUCAAGUCCGCGUGCAAGGACGUGGGCACCACCUGCAGCGGCACCAAGGCCGAGCUGGUGGUGCGGCUGAUGAACCACUUCGGUCUGCCCGACGGCCGCCGCUGCCCCGUGUCGGCCAAGCUGUGGGUGGCGCUGCGGCAGGAGCACGCGCAGUACGGCCACCACAACGGGGUCCUGACGCCGCUGCUGGGGUCGGCGCUGAGGGAUCUGUUGGAGGUCGGCGACGCAGCCGCCGCUCGCGCGCUGCAGUACGGCAGCCUCAGCGCCUUCCGGCGGCGCGUCGCGGCCGCGUACGGCGACACGGCGGGGGUGAUGGCGGCGCACCUGGCGUGUCUGCCGCGGCUGGGUGAGAUUCGGGCAGAGCGGGCGCGGCGGGCGGAGGAGGAGCGGCGCGCGUCCGAGGAGCGGAGGCGGCAGCAGUACGAGCUGUGGCAGCGUGAGGCCGAGGCGCGGCGCGGGCGGCCCCAGGUGGCGGCCAACGGGCAGCUGAUGUGUGCGUGUGGCCAGAUGGUGUCGGCGGCCUGCAGCCUGCGGCUGUGCGGCGGUUGCUGCAAGAGGGCCGCCAAGGCCGUGCCCUGCCCCAAGCACGGCUGAGGGCUGCGGAGGUAGCAGGGGAGCGAGCCCUGUGUGCGAUAAUACAGGGUCAGGGGCAGGUUGGCGUAGUCCCGUCGUGUGCAGCGUACUCCCUGACCCCAACAUUCAGUGUUGCAACGUCCGGCAAGAUUCAAGGCCGUGCAUGGUGUGCGUGGGCGUGCAUGAGGUUGUGGGUUGCUUUGCGAGCAGGGGUGGAUAGGCAUCCACAGAAGCCGUGUGGCCGAGCCUCAGCGGCUCAGCUGGGCUCAGCCGUUGGGUGUCGUCUUGUGUCAACUGGAAAUGUUGGGGAACUGCAAUGGCGCCAAUGCGCAACUGUCCGGUGUACACGUCUCGUAAGGAGCCGUUGUGGUGCAGCUAUUGGCCCGUUGUGUUGGACCUCACAAAUCAAGUACGUGGUGAUUGGGUAUGACUUGGACAAAUUCCGCAACAAAACGACUUAUGCCAACGACUCUCAGACGCACACUCCAAACUAUUAUGUAACCCAGAAGCCAG